Messenger RNA from Acaromyces ingoldii, 1851 nucleotides. Its product is annotated as alpha/beta-hydrolase. The record is from RefSeq and is a predicted model, not a curated record. Gene Ontology annotation, molecular function: A2-type glycerophospholipase activity. Bases 56 to 1753 code for a protein of 565 amino acids. Gene Ontology annotation, biological process: cardiolipin acyl-chain remodeling. The transcript has 2 exons. NCBI's taxonomy places the organism in Eukaryota, Fungi, Basidiomycota, Exobasidiomycetes, Exobasidiales, Cryptobasidiaceae. Gene Ontology annotation, cellular component: mitochondrial inner membrane.
UGGCUCUUUUCCUCUCCUUCGAGCGUACAGACGAAGCUUGACCUCCACCACCAGAAUGACCGUUGCACAGGCAGCCCCCUCGGGGAGCGCCACCCAAACACGCUCGUCCACCUCCUCGCUGCCAGAUUCGCCGUCUCAGAUCCCUUACCCGACGUCAUCGUCAUCGUCCUCAUCCUCGAGCAUCGCAGGUGCCAAUCCCAACUGGGUCCCUAGCGACAUUCCCAAGACGUGGAAGGACUCGUUCCAGGCCUGGAUCAAGAAGACGGAGGCGGCGGCCGCCGAGCUGCAUCUCUACAAGCGAACCGGCUACUUUGACGGGGCAACGCUCAACAACGCGCCCAAUGAAGAUCUCGACAAGGCCCUUCGGUCCGUCUCUUCCUCUUUCUCCUCGCCUGUCUCGUCAAAGGCGGGUGAAGAAGACCAGCGCGCGACGGUCGGCACGUCGGUGAACCCCCUCGAUGGCAAGGUGGGCAGCAUUCGCCUGGUCGACAUCGGCCCUUCGUCGUCGUCGUCGUCUGCGCUCACUGCAUCUGGAGUAGGGUCCUGGCUCUUUCAGCGGUCCUCACCGCGCCUCGUCAACAUGGUCGAGAUCGGCACACCGCGAACGCGCCAAGAGAUCCAAGCCGAUCACGACGAAGAAAAAGUGGUGCUGCUCCACGGCUACGGCGCAGGCACGGCCUUUUUCUUCCAGAACCUGGCCAGCCUGGCUGCGCACCCUCAAUCGCGGCUGUAUGCGCUCGACUGGCUCGGUAUGGGAAGGAGCGCUCGUGUCCCCUUUCAUAUCCCUCACGCCGCGCAGAAGACGAUGGAGUCGCGCGUCGAGACGACGGAAAACUUCUUUGUCGGCGCCCUCGAGGACUGGAGGAAGACCAUGGGUGUCGAAAAGAUGACGCUGGUCGGCCACAGCCUCGGUGGUUACCUCUCAUUGGCCUACACGCUCCGCUACCCGCAGCGUGUCAACCGGCUCAUCCUCGUGUCGCCCGCGGGCAUCGGCGAGAAUCCGAAUGAGAAGGCAGAAGACACUUUUAGAUCAAAAGGCAAUGGCACCGUUGAAGCCAACAAGUCAUUGCCCGCGGCGGGGGCAGAAGAAGCCGAGAUCAAUCAGGCGCAGCAAGACCAUGUGCCAGCGUCAGAAAGGCAAGCGGAGAGGGACGCCAAGACAAUGCAAAGAAGGGCCAGUGAGGCUGGGAGCAACGGAAAGGACAAGGGCUCGACGCAAAAGACACCGGAUCCGCCGCGAUGGGGCAGCAAGACUCGCGCUGUCGUCUCCUGGCUGUGGGAGCAGAACUUUUCUCCCUUUGGCAUCGUUCGAGGGAGCCUCUUCCUCGGUCCCAUGAUGACCGGCCGAUAUACCUCUCGGAGAUUUGGAGCGCUGCCAGACGAGGAUCUCAAGGCGCUGCACGCAUACUGCCACGGCAUCUUUUCGGCCCGGGGCUCCUCUGAAUACGCGCUCGCACAUCUGCUGGCACCUGGCGCCUUUGCGAGGUGGCCAAUGGUGCGUCGGAUCGAGCCAAUCACGGUUCCCACGAGUUUCAUCUAUGGUGAAUACGACUGGAUGGACGUCAAGGGUGGCGAGGCCUGUGUCGAGAAGCUCGCCAAGCGGGGCAACCGCGCGGCCAACACUUUCGUCGUGCCCCACUCGGGCCACCACGUCUACCUUGACAAUCCGAAGGCAUUUGAUGGCCUCGUUGCCAAGCUACUCCGGGGUGAGGCCGACGGCAACAGCAACGUCUCGGUGCCGAGCGGCAUCUAGUAAAGCAUAGACUGGCUCUAGUCAUAGACUGUCACACCUCCUCUGUCUGCAAUAAUUAGUUAGCAUACUGAAUACCAUAGCAGCAGUCUGAUGUCGUG